Messenger RNA from Physcomitrium patens, 1502 nucleotides. RefSeq names its product chalcone isomerase-like protein 2. The record is from RefSeq and is a predicted model, not a curated record. NCBI's taxonomy places the organism in Eukaryota, Viridiplantae, Streptophyta, Bryopsida, Funariales, Funariaceae. Gene Ontology annotation, molecular function: intramolecular lyase activity.
UCACUCCUUUGGCCAGAUUUUCUUAUGGGCUCUUCUCUCUGGGGCUCCGAGUAGGGGCAGGAAUGAGGGAGAAAGGAGUCCAGCCGUUUUGACGACUUUCAAAGAUGCUUUUUUGACCUUGGAACUGCGAAACAGUGUUGCAUCGUCACACCUGUGUUGGAAUAGUCAAUUUUUUGUUGCAUCGACGAUGGGGUUCGGGUUUGAAGGGUUCGUCAGAGUCGGGACGCACAAGGUGCACUUUCGCAUAAGACCUGUGUGCGCGCAUCCUCAAAGGCACGUCCAGUGGAAGCCGAACCCUUGUAGCCCGCGAUUGCUUCCUAAUUCUCAGUGAAUCUCCAAGAAGCCAUCUCUGUUCGCACAUUUUAAACAACGAAAGGAGUAAUUGCUUGAAGAUCAUCCGCACAGUUGUUACCGUAUAAUUGUCAGUGCUGAAAUGGGUCCCCAAGUUGUGAAAGUUGAAGACAUCGACUUUGCCACAAAGUUCACACCACCGACAGGUUCCACCGAGCUUGAUUUGAUUGGUUAUGGCAACACGGGAAUGGAGAUUGAGACCGUAGAAAUCAGGUUCACCGCCAUAGGCUUCUACGCUGAGCCAAGUAUCAGCGAGCAUCUGCAGAAGUGGAAGGGCACGCCAUCCAGCAAUCUUGUCGAGGACGACAGUGGCUUCCACAAAGAACUUAUCCAAGCUCCUGUGGAAAAGGCUGUGCGAAUCUCCAUUAUCAAGGGGAUCAAGGGCCUUCCCUAUGGUAGCGCCCUGCAAUCUUCCUUGAGGGACCGGCUGGUAAACAACGACUUAUUCGAGGAGGAGGAGGAAGAGGCACUGGAGAAGCUUGCUGAAUUCUUCCAGCCCCACAACUUGCCCAAGGGCACCAACAUCAUCUAUCACUGGGCCACCCCCUCCAGUGUCAAGGUUUCCCUAUCUGAGGAAGGUAAAAUGCCUGAAGAUGUGGCAUACACCAUCGACGAUGCGCAUGUAGCGGAAGCAUUGUUGGACCUGUACUUGGGCGAGAACACUAUCACGCCCUCCACUCUUGCCUCGGUAGCUGAAGCCAUUGCUGCCUAGCUUUUUGCAUAAGAAGAUACAACGGCUACCAGACGUAAAGGAAAUGCAACAAGGGAUUAUACUCUCAAGCUCUGGGUUGUACAUGAGAAUGUUCAACGUUAUUGUCUAGUUUACAAAUCCUCGCACUUCCUUUCUUCUGGAAUUCAUGAUGUCUAAUACUACAUUAGACACAGCUAGAAAAAACUCUUCAUUCUGUCAGAGUGUAACCAGAUAAAUUUGGCGUAGCUGCGGUGACUAUUUUAGCCACUGGUUAUAAUGUGAAAUUCAUCACUGUAUAUGUGUCCACCUAUUGCAAACUCCUUAGUCAUAACCACUUUAGCAUGGUUUCAACCAUCGUGAGCUGUUCCUGGUAUUAUGUACAUGUGGGAGAAAUUCUCAACCACACAACACACGAACUCCCGAAGUUACCAUUGAGAAUGUAAUACAAUGCAUUGUGCUA